Ambispora leptoticha is the source of this 897-nucleotide messenger RNA. Lineage: Eukaryota; Fungi; Glomeromycota; Glomeromycetes; Archaeosporales; Ambisporaceae. The record is from the annotation of a GenBank genome assembly.
AUGUCAAAACUAACUGAGGCCGAUAUUCGCAUGGAGAUUGAUGCGGAUUUAAAAAACAAAGGUUGGCGGUUAGUAGGCAAAAAGAAAAAUGUUUUUGGUGAAGAAUACUCUUCUCAAACUUUUGCCGAUUAUAUUCUUAAACCAAAAAAUUGGGUAGAUCCUUUAAUUGCCAUUGAAGCCAAAAGAACCGGACAAAAUUUAGAGAAUGCGUUGGAGCAAGCCAAAAACUAUGCUCGAAAAAGGAAUUCCCCAAUUGCUUAUGCAAUUAACGAAUACAAUCCUCGGAAAAUUAUUGCCAUUAAGGAUCGGGAAAAGUUAAUUGAAUUCUUUUCUUUUGCUAAUAAUCAAUUAAGGGAUGAUGGCUUAACCGAAGGUCAUGAAAGAUUUAGCGAGUUUUGUAGCAUUCUAUUCUUAAAAAUCCUCAGUGAACAAGAGGAAAAGGAAAGAAAAGACAAACGGCGUUCAGAGAACUAUGUAAAUAGUGCUUUAAAUUGCGGACAACAUAAAAAAGAUAAGUUUUGUUGCUUUCAAAGCAAAUAUGGCGAAGAUAUUUUUCAACGACUUCAAAUUAAUAGCCCAGCCACUUUAAAACGAAUUAUUGAUAAAUUAACUCCUCUUCAAUUAGUUAGUAUCGAUAUUGAUGUGAAAGGAGAAGCUUUUGAAUAUUUUCUUAAAGAGGCUAUUAAAGGUCAAAAGAAAGACUUGGGACAAUAUUUCACUCCUCGCCACAUCGUUAAUUUUCUAGUUCGAUUAGCCGACCCAAAACCUCACGAAACUGUUUACGACCCUUUUUGUGGCACGGGUGGAAUUUUAAUCAAAGUUUUUAAUUAUAUUGCCGAAAGAAUUCCCAAAAAUGAUGCUAAAAAAUGGUAUAAUUUAAAGGAAAAAACGGUUUGA